This is a messenger RNA of Dentiscutata heterogama, 153 nucleotides long. The record is from the annotation of a GenBank genome assembly. NCBI's taxonomy places the organism in Eukaryota, Fungi, Glomeromycota, Glomeromycetes, Diversisporales, Gigasporaceae.
UCUGAUAAUGAAUUGCUAGACUAUUAUAAAACAUCUGAUGACUAUAAAACAACAGAUGAUAAGUAUUUAAAUAAUGAAUUGGUUGUUUCUCAAGAACAUAUAUCUAAAAAAAAACGAAAUCGUGAAAUGAAUUUAAAAAUUACUUUAGAAAAG